Prionailurus viverrinus (fishing cat) is the source of this 4649-nucleotide messenger RNA. RefSeq names its product HMG-box containing 4 (gene HMGXB4). The coding region runs from base 51 to 2084 and encodes 677 amino acids. The transcript is spliced from 9 exons. NCBI's taxonomy places the organism in Eukaryota, Metazoa, Chordata, Mammalia, Carnivora, Felidae. The record is from RefSeq and is a predicted model, not a curated record.
UUCUCAAUCAAUCCCAGCUCCCGGGCUCAGCCAGUAGCGCGUUUCUUUCGAUGCGCUCGGCGCUCCGUCAGGAGCGUGAGUCCCCUUCCCGAGCCGGAGCCUGCGCUCUGGGCUCGACUGAGGCUCCCUGGCCGCUCGCGCUUUUCUCUCCUUCUCCAAGAUGGCGGCGGUCGGCGGCGCUGAGGCGGGAUCCGGGCGAGCCGAGUGAAGAUUGCUUUGAUGGUGAUCACAGCUCUGAGGACACAGGACUAGCUGCUGGCCGAAGCCAACGAGAAAAGAAACGUUCUUACAAAGACUUUUUAAGGGAAGAGGAAGAAAUCGCUGCUCAGGUCAGAAAUUCUUCCAAGAAGAAGUUAAAGGAUAGCGAACUUUAUUUCUUGGGGACGGACACGCACAAGAAGAAGAGGAAGCACUCCUCCGAUGAUUACUACCAUGGAGAUAUUUCGUCUUUGGAAUCGUCACAGAAGAAAAAGAAGAAGUCCAGCCCGCAGUCUGCCGAUACAGCCAUGGAUCUGUUGAAAGCCAUCACUUCCCCGCUGGCAACAGGCUCCAAGCCCUCCAAAAAGACAGGGGAGAAAUCCUCCAGUUCUUCAAGUCAUUCAGAGAGUAAAAAGGAACACCACAGGAAGAAAGUAAGUGGAAGCGGUGGGGAGCUGUCCCUGGAGGAUGGCGGUUCCCACAAAUCAAAAAAAAUGAAACCGCUCUAUGUGAACACAGAGACACUGACCCUUCGGGAGCCCGACGGCUUAAAGAUGAAGCUCAUUCUCUCGCCAAAGGAGAAGGGAAGCAGCUCGGUUGAUGAGGAGUCUUUUCAGUACCCCUCUCAACAAGCAACGGUGAAAAAAUCCUCUAAGAAAUCAGCUCGGGAUGAGCAAGGUGCUUUACUCCUAGGACACGAGUUACAGAGCUUUCUGAGAACAGCCCGGAAGAAGCACAAGUCCGCCUCGGACCCACAUUCCUCUCCUGGCCCCGAAGGCGGUGGGUCGGAUGCCUCCCAAUUCCCAGACUCCCACAGCGCUAACCUUGAUCUUUCAGGACUUGAACCUAUUCUGGUAGAAUCAGACUCGUCCUCUGGUGGGGAGCUAGAGGCUGGGGAGCUAGUGAUAGAUGAUUCCUACCGGGAAGUCAAGAAGAAGAAGAAGUCAAAGAAGAGCAAAAAGAAGAAGGACAAGGAGAAGCAUAAAGAGAAGCGACACUCCAAGUCCAAGAGAAGUUCAGGACUUUCGGCCGCAGCAGCGGGAGAGGCCCCAGUGGCUCCCGGCCCUCCUCCCAGCGCCCCGCACGCUGGGGCGGCUGCCCCUCCCCCCCCACUGCCCAGCCUCCACACAGAUGGGCAUGGUGAGAAAAAGAAGAAAAAAGAGGAGAAAGACAGAGAGAGAGAGAAAGGAGAAAAGCCAAAAAAGAAGAACAUGUCUGCCUACCAGGUGUUCUGUAAAGAGUAUCGUGUAACCAUCGUGGCUGACCAUCCAGGUAUAGACUUCGGGGAACUUAGUAAAAAACUGGCUGAGGUGUGGAAGCAGUUGCCAGAAAAAGACAAACUGAUUUGGAAGCAAAAAGCUCAGUAUCUGCAACACAAACAGAACAAAGCAGAAGCUACAACUGUGAAAAGAAAAGCCUCCUGCUCGGAAGUUCCCGUGAAAGUAAAAGCUUCCUCUGCAGGAGUACUGUCUCCCCAGAAGAAAUCCCCACCCACCACCAUGCUGUUACCAGCCUCGCCAGCCAAAGCCCCUGAGACAGAGCCCAUUGAUGUCGCUGCUCAUCUACAGCUGCUGGGAGAGUCCCUAAGCCUCAUUGGACACCGCCUGCAGGAAACCGAGGGCAUGGUGGCUGUGUCCGGCAGUCUGUCAGUGCUUCUGGAUUCCAUCAUCUGUGCGCUUGGCCCCUUGGCGUGUCUGACCACACAACUACCUGAACUGAACGGCUGUCCCAAGCAGGUCUUGGUGAGUUUUCCCUGUUUUCCUUGGCGUUUUUUCAGCCAGACCCCUCAGGAGCCACAGAGGCCCUGCCUUAACGAGCUCGCAGGCUUCCUGGCAGAUGGCGCUCCCUCCGUAUAUUGGCCCAAGAACGUGGUACCGGGUUGCUGAAUACAUGCUGUGCUUUGCGUGCAAUUAGAAAACGUGCCGUUUCCCAAAACAGUCCUUGGGAGAGAAGCAUUCUAGCCCCUGAGGGGCCGCACCUCCUGUGUUGCCCAUUUGCAUUUCUAUACACAGAGACGGAAGAGGAGGCUUCUGCCGCUUUUCCACGAGGAUUAAUGGGAAGAGUCAGCGGAAAAGCUCCUAGGGGAGCAGACAGCACGGUGCCAGCUUCACUCUCUAACUCUCGGUUUCCUUUCUCCUCUCUCUCCUCUGAACAAAGAAACAGGUCUCAGGGAACUAAGGUAAAGUACUGUUGGCUGAACCUCUUCCCUUGUUUUGCAGUCAAACACACUAGACAACAUUGCUUACAUCAUGCCUGGACUGUGACCUCGAGGAGUCCCGGGACAGAGACCUCAUCCAACCCCAUUGCUGGUUUGUGUAUAUGUGGAUGCGCCAGAUCACUGGUCUCCGGGUGUAGGUUUUAAAUUUUUAUACAUAUAUACAUAUAUAUAUACACAUAUAUAUAUAAUGUACAAUAUAUACAUAGGACUGUAACUACUUUGCUUUUAAUAAUUUUAUGAAAUGGCAAAGGUUUAGCCAAGAGGAAACCUUGGCAUGAAUAUGGACUUGGGAUUCUUUUUUUCUCCUGUGGUGGAUAAAUCUGCCUUAAAAAUCAAUGUAACUUGGGGGCUGGGGGCUUGUUCUGGGUGCCAAGGGCAUCUCUUUAUGGACAGCUAAAAAUGUGAUUUUUUUCCAAACUCAGCUGUACCUCCAGACCCAUCACUGACCACUUGCCUUACCUGUCUCACAGUCUGAAGUAUAAUAGGGAAGAUUAUGGGAAGAUGCCAGUUGCCUGAGAGAGUACAAAGCCUUUCAACUUGAAGUGACCUAGGCAGGAGGUGAUAAAAUCGUUCCCAUCUUCCAGUCACUGCAGUGGCUUAGGUGAACUUCAUAGGGGGUUCAUUCCGUUUCCUGCUCUACCGGUGUCUGUGUCUCAAAAUUUAUUGUAAUCAUUGGUACCAUUAGCAGCCUCAGUAGGGGCCGAGGAGUUACGUGAGCCCCAGCAGCAUGAAACACCUUGGAGAGGGUAAAGCUGUGACUGCACAAGUUGAACAUACAUUGUGAGCUGACCCAGAAUAUUCCAUCUGCAGAACUAAUUGCUGGUAUCUUCCAUUGGCAGCAUUUGCUUAGCCACCGAGUCCUCACAGGUUUUGCUGCUUAGUUGCUUGAUGGUUGUGGAAGAUGAACUUGGCCCAGCGUGAUUCUUGGGUUCAUCCAAUUGGCUCCCCUGGUGGGCAGAUACCCAGUGUUCUGCAUUCCACACAUAAGUGAAUUGCAAAAAAGUACUCGAUUCUCAUGUAGGUUUAUUUAUGUGCGCGUGUGAAUGUGUGUUUUAAUUAUGUGUAUUUAACUCUUUAAAAUCUCUUAGAUUUUAAUUUAUCCUGUAAAUUUCUGUAUAUAUAAUUUAAUAACAAAAGCCUCCACCAGCAACAGCACGUGGAAGACACAGAUUUGUCAUUUCUUCCCUCCUUCUUUCUUCUGAUCUCUACUGAAAACUCCCAAGUCAUUUACAUUUUAAGGUAUCAUGCCUCAAAAAGGAAUCAUUAUGUCAGGAUUCUAAUUCUUUAUAAUUCAAUAAUGUCAAGAAAGUAAAAUUAAAAGGAAUGUUACCAUUCCCAGCUGCCCACUUUUCCAAAGAACCAGACUCCUGCUUCCCAGUUCCGAAGAAGACAGUUGAACGCUUGAGGGUUGUUUUCCAACUGGGUGUGAGGUUCCCUGCCAAAACUAAGCUCCGGGGGAUCUGCGCUUUCUUCCCCUGGCCGAGGCACAGCACUACAGCAUCUAAGUAGAUCUUCGAGGACCCUUCAGCCAGCCUGCAUCCUACUUAAUCCCUUCCCUUCUCCCCACCCGAGGGGUCGCAGGGCUUUGUUUCCUGAAGGUGCUCUAGCUGCUGAUUGGCCCUCAGCUCAGAGCCGUGGGGAAGUUUAAUUGGGGAGACGGAAGGAAAUGGGUGUGUUUGGGAACCAAAAUCAAGAAGAGCAGAUCUGGGUUUGAUUUCUCGUGUCAGACCCUGUGCCACGCCUCAUCUGUACCGUGGAAGCUUCCUGUUUGACACAGGGUAUCAAGGAGGGGCCUUGAAGACAAGGAUUAGUAGGAAAGAAGUCAGUCAGUCCCACCAUUGUCAUUUGUGCACAUGAAUGAAAUCCUGAUGAGGACCUGCUUUUUGUUGGUUUGUUUUCCUUUAAAACCCAACCCUAUUGUAUUUGUAUUUAAAUUUGUACACAUUUGUAUGAUAAUCUGUACCUUGUGGUAUUUGGUACUAUUAGAGGAAAAACUUUGGACUCAGACCUUCUUGCAGUUUUUAUAUCAUUGUUUUAUUUUGUUUUUUAAAUAAAUUCUAGUGGUUUGAUCCAAAUCCCAUUACAGUUGUAUAAAGAAAUAAAAUUUUGUACUUAUAUUAUUAAAAAUCACAUUUUUAAUAUUUGUAGUCCGGUCUCAGGUUAUCUUUUCCCUGUUGCUGAGCAAGUUGCUAUGAAAUUCUAAAACCUGUCAUUUUUCACCUAUAUUGUACCA